Passer montanus (Eurasian tree sparrow) is the source of this 4595-nucleotide messenger RNA. RefSeq names its product lysine acetyltransferase 2B (gene KAT2B). The record is from RefSeq and is a predicted model, not a curated record. The transcript is spliced from 20 exons. Gene Ontology annotation, cellular component: nucleus; histone acetyltransferase complex. The coding region runs from base 1 to 2808 and encodes 935 amino acids. Lineage: Eukaryota; Metazoa; Chordata; Aves; Passeriformes; Passeridae. Gene Ontology annotation, molecular function: histone H3 acetyltransferase activity; protein binding. Gene Ontology annotation, biological process: positive regulation of transcription by RNA polymerase II; chromatin remodeling.
AUGGCAGCAGCCAUCUUACGGGUCGCUGUCACAGCUGCUGCCAAGCCCGAAGCCAGCCCGGCCUCCGCCGCGGAUUCCCCGGGCUGCCCCGGCUCCGGCGAGCCCGCGGCGGAGGCCGGGGAGCAGAACCGUAAAUCCCACGCAAACGCCCAGCCUCAAUCCCAACCCUUUAAACCGUGGUGCCGUAGUACGGAAUUGCCAUUUGUGGUUUCUCACGGCUCAACCACGGUUUUAAUACGUGCAACGGGGCAGAACCGCCUCACCCCCGCCAAACAAAGUAGCGGCGCUCCGAGGGGCCACAGCGGCUGCGGCAGCACCGCGGGCUCACCGCGGCUCGGGACCGUUCGACACCGCCAGCGAUGCCGCCUCUUUUUUAGGGCAACUUUCCGCGCAGCCUCCCGGGAUGGCUCCAUAGCGGCUCCGCACGCAGCGGGUGCCGCGGGGGCGCCGCCCGCCCGCGCAGCCCCGGGGGUGGCCGCCGGGGGCCCGGUCCGCAGCGCCGCCGAGAACCCCGGGGGGGCCGGUUCGGCGCGCACCGCGGGCAAGAAGGCGCAGCUGCGCGCCGCGCCGCGGGCCAAGAAGCUGGAAAAGCUGGGCGUCUACUCCGCCUGCAAGGCUGAGGAAUCCUGUAAAUGCAAUGGCUGGAAGAACCCGAACCCGCCUCCCACGCCGCCGCGGGCUGAGCUGCAGCAGGCGGCGGUCAGCCUGGCCGAGCCCUGCCGCAGCUGCAGCCACGCGCUGGCUGCUCAUGUUUCUCACCUGGAGAAUGUGUCUGAAGAAGAAAUGAACAGGCUCCUGGGAAUUGUGUUGGAUGUGGAAUAUCUGUUCACCUGUGUACACAAAGAAGAAGAUGCAGACACCAAGCAAGUUUAUUUCUACCUGUUCAAACUUCUGAGGAAGUGCAUUUUACAGAUGGGAAAACCUGUAGUAGAAGGAUCUUUGGAAAGUCCCCCAUUUGAGAAACCUAGCAUUGAACAGGGUGUGAAUAAUUUUGUGCAGUACAAAUUUAGCCACUUACCCUCGAAGGAAAGGCAAACAAUAGUGGAACUGGCUAAAAUGUUUCUGAACCGCAUUAACUACUGGCACCUGGAGACACCUUCUCAGCGAAGACUAAGAUCACCCAAUGAUGAUAUUGCAGGGUAUAAAGUGAAUUAUACCAGGUGGCUUUGUUACUGCAAUGUCCCUCAGUUUUGUGACAGUCUACCUCGGUAUGAAACCACCCAGGUUUUUGGUAGGACAUUGCUUCGCUCUGUUUUUACUGUAAUGAGACGACAACUGCUGGAGCAGGCCAGGCAGGAAAAAGACAAGCUUCCUCAAGAAAAACGAACACUAAUCCUCACUCAUUUUCCAAAGUUUCUGUCUAUGCUGGAAGAAGAAGUGUACAGCCAGAAUUCUCCCAUUUGGGAUCAGGAUUUCAUGGUGUCCAGUUCAAGAACUGGCCAGCUGGGAAUCCAAACAGUUAUCAGUCCACCUCCUGUUGCAAGAUCUGUUGCAUACAGUGCAAGUCCUUCAUCUCUGGAGCAAUCCAACACUGGGAAUAUGAGUCCAGCUUGUAAAGUUUCUUCUGCCCUUGACCCAAACUUAGGAGAAAAGAGAAAAAAUAAUGAACCCUAUUCUCUGGAGGAUUCGAAAAGACCAAGGGUUGUAGGAGAUAUCCCUAUUGAGUUAAUCAACGAAGUAAUGUCAACAAUUACAGAUCCUGCAGCAAUGCUUGGGCCAGAGACCAACUUCCUCUCGGCACACUCGGCCCGGGACGAGGCGGCGAGGCUGGAGGAGCGCAGGGGCGUGAUCGAGUUCCAUGUGGUCGGCAACUCCCUGAACCAGAAGCCCAACAAGAAGAUCAUGAUGUGGCUGGUUGGUUUGCAGAAUGUGUUCUCCCAUCAGCUGCCUCGAAUGCCGAAGGAAUACAUCACCCGCUUGGUCUUUGAUCCGAAACAUAAAACCCUUGCAUUAAUAAAAGAUGGCCGUGUUAUCGGUGGUAUCUGCUUCCGGAUGUUCCCCUCCCAAGGAUUUACAGAGAUUGUUUUCUGUGCUGUGACUUCCAAUGAGCAAGUCAAGGGUUAUGGGACUCACCUAAUGAACCAUCUGAAGGAGUACCACAUCAAACACAACAUUCUCAACUUUCUCACGUAUGCAGACGAAUAUGCUAUCGGCUACUUCAAAAAACAAGGUUUCUCCAAAGAUAUUAAAGUACCAAAAGCAAAAUAUGUUGGCUACAUCAAAGAUUAUGAGGGUGCCACAUUAAUGGGAUGUGAAUUAAAUCCAAGGAUCCCCUACACGGAAUUUUCUGUCAUCAUCAAAAAGCAAAAAGAGAUCAUUAAAAAGCUCAUAGAAAGGAAGCAAGCUCAAAUCCGAAAAGUCUAUCCCGGCCUUUCUUGCUUCAAAGAUGGAGUACGGCAGAUUCCUAUAGAAAGCAUUCCUGGAAUUAGAGAGACUGGCUGGAAACCAAGUGGAAAAGAAAGAGGUAAGGAGUCCAAGGAUCCAGAUCAACUUUACAGCACGUUAAAAACCAUCCUUCAGCAAGUUAAGAGCCAUCAAAGCGCUUGGCCCUUCAUGGAACCUGUGAAGAGAACAGAAGCUCCUGGAUAUUAUGAAGUUAUAAGGUUUCCCAUGGAUCUCAAAACAAUGAGUGAGCGACUCAAGAACAGGUACUACGUGUCUAAGAAAUUAUUCAUGGCAGACUUGCAGCGAGUCUUUACAAACUGCAGAGAGUACAACCCCCCCGAGAGUGAAUACUACAAAUGUGCCAAUAUACUGGAGAAAUUCUUCUACACAAAAAUUAAAGAAGCUGGAUUGAUUGACAAGUGACACUGUCUUUUUUACUACCAAAUAGUGUGCCUAUGUUAUGGACAGGGAAAGCCGUUCUAUAUCUGAGUUGUGGGACUUUUAAGAAACUUCUGUUUAAUACUUAGCACUUUUAAAAACCCUUUUAGUUUUACAAACAUGUAUUAUACUGAAGUUACAAAAAUUAUUUUAUUAAAAUGCUUUAUAAUGUAUUUAAUUACGGAAUAUUUCUUUUGUGUGCCGAUUACCUUAUGUUCCUAAUAAUUUUAUCAGCUACAGCCUCAGAAACCCCACAAACAUGGGGGAAAUUGCACAUGUUUGGGAAGAUGAAGAAAAUUCCCAGACAACAGAUGUUAUAGCUUACCUAAUGUUAUAGCUUACCUAAUGCAGUACCUAUUUGAUAAAGUUUUAUUAUUUUUUCCAGUAAAAAAAGAAAAUUGUAAGGGAAAACAACAGGUGUGGGGGGGUUCUGAAACACUUGUUUCUUUGUAGAAUCUUUUUAUAAGAUAUUAUUUUUUAAAAGAAACACUCAGCUGGUUGAGAAGCUGUGAGAGAAGAGCAGCCAGUUCUGAAAAAGGACUGCCUGUGGUCUUUGAUAGAUGCAAGUUUUUCUAUUCAUUUUCAGUUUUGAUAAAUAUUUUACCUGCAAAUUGUAAUCUCAUAACCACUCUUAAAAAAGAAAAAAAAAAAAAAACUGGCUAGAUGCGCAAUGUCAUAGUGACUUGGCUUAUGCAGGACAUAAGUACCCAAAAUAACUUUAGAGACUACUUCGCAUCUACUAGACAAUUUUAAUUGGCUUAGUAGAGUUAAGGUUUUAUGCACUUCAUGAUCCACUCUACUUACUACUCCUCACUGCUAAAUUCUUUAGAUUGUUCAGCAGAAAUAAGACUAUUGUACGCAAAGGAAGAGAACAUAGGACAGCUUUGAGCUUAGAUACCUGGCUCCGUGGUAAACUGGAUUUUCUACCAAGCUUUAUUGUAAAUGCAUAUUAACUGUGAUUAUUUAGACCCAGGAACAUAUUAGCAUUGUACAACUCUUAGUAUACCUUCAAAAGGAACACGCACUCAUAUAUACAUAUAAUAUAUAUACGUUUUGCUGCUUACACUACAUUUAAGAGGUACACCUAAAUCCUUAAUGGAGAUCAGUACAGGCCAAAAAGCUGUCCCUUGACAUUUUCUAAUUAGUUUGUAAAUUAUAACUGCUUUUGUGAAAAACAGAUUAAACUUUCAUUCUUGGUGUUUUAUAUUUACAGAUGUUACACUGGUAAAAUUCAAGUUAUGAGACUGAGAAAACCAAUCCUGUGCUGUGUCAAAGAAUUUAUUCCUGCAAAAUGCCUGUGCAAUUUUAGAUUCAGCAAGGUGUCAGGAUCUAGAAGUAGUAAAUGUGGCACCCAAGGUAUUCAAAAUGUUAAUGCUGGACUUGCCAUCGUGUUUUGUAUGAAUUUAGUCUGACCUACAUUGGGAUCUAUAACAAAGGUACAGUGAGUACUUUUUCUUUAAUAGCCAGAACAGGAUACUAUAAACCUGUUUUGUAGAUUGGGCCUACAGAUGCACCUGUUAAGCUUGGUAACCUGUGAAUUUUUGUUAUUUUCAGAGUAGAUUUUCUUAUUGUCUUUCAAUCAGAUUGUCUCUUCUAUAUUGAAACGUGUUUUCUAAUUUAAGAAUUAAUAUUUUCAUAGAUACUGUGCAAUAAAGUUAUGGUAGGAUAUGUGGUUUUGCAAAUGCUUUAACAGCUGAUGAACUUUACAUUUGUCAAAUUAAUAUAUUGUACUGGUACAGAAUAGUUUUAAAUUAUAUAUGUACAAAACCCUA